Messenger RNA from Acytostelium subglobosum LB1, 1179 nucleotides. RefSeq lists its product as hypothetical. The record is from RefSeq and is a predicted model, not a curated record. The transcript is spliced from 5 exons. The coding region runs from base 1 to 1179 and encodes 392 amino acids. Gene Ontology annotation, cellular component: nucleus. Gene Ontology annotation, biological process: regulation of DNA-templated transcription. NCBI's taxonomy places the organism in Eukaryota, Evosea, Eumycetozoa, Acytosteliales, Acytosteliaceae.
AUGAGUCUGUUUGCACAGUAUGAAUCAGAUGAUGAAGAUGACGUUGAACACGAUCCACAGCCUCAACAAUCGACAACAAACACAUCGACAACAACUACAACAACAUCUGCUGUAGAUCAAAACUCAUUAGAGUAUUCAGAGUAUGAUGUCGAUCGUAAAUUGCCAAUUGCAAAGGUAUCUGAUAAACCUUAUGGUCUAAAGGUUGAAGAGAAUAGUCAAUCGGUUGAUAUGGACAAUGAUGAUGAAGAUGAAGAGAACAAACAAAACAGAGAUGGCAAUACAAGUAACAACAACAGCAACAGUGUCUACAGAAAUAAUGGUUAUAACAACAAACAAAAUGAUGACAACGGUCGCAACAAGGACAACGCUGCAGACGAAGAUGAUAAUGAUGAAAGACAACGAAAGAAGAAGAGAUACUUGGAACCAACAUAUUCAAUGAAGAAUAACUACAUCAACACAACAUUAGAGAACGCUACACCACCUCCCUCUGUUGCCAACACUCGCACACCACCAACGCCCAUCCUCUACUCUCCACCCUACGUCAGCAACCUACCUCAGUCCACCAAUCCCAGUUUCUCUGGCCUCUAUCCAAACGUAUCAUCACCAUUCCUGCCCGAGCCGGAAGGUGAGUUGGAUGAGCGAAUGAAAGAGAAGAUAAUGAAGUAUCAUAAGAUGAAACUUGAAGGUAUUAGCUUCAAUGAGACAUUGAGGAACUCAUCAGCAUUCAACAAUCCAUCGAUAUUGGAGAAGUUGAUAAGCUUUUGCGAGAUCAAGGAGAAUGGUUCAAAUCUACCAUUGACCUAUUAUAAUCCCAACGCUUACAAACCAGAGGAAUAUUACGAUCAGCUGGAGAUCAAACAAAGAGAGAUGGAGGAGCGAAAGGAAAGAGAGCGGCAGAGGCAAGUCGACCUGGCCGCCAGCAUUGCUUCACAACCAAAGACAUCAACAACAACCACAACUGCGCCACAUUCACAAACAUCAAAGAAGAAAGCUUGGAACAAAUAUACUCAGCAAUCAGCUCCAUCCAAACAAGUAGUCGUUUCAAAUAGUGUUAAAGUUGGAGCAGUUAUCUCAUCAGCGCCAACUCAAGUAAUCCAUACGAUCACCUGGCACCAUCCAGUCCACCAACCCACCUAUCUACCGACUGGCCUCCAAUCAAUCACAGUCAAGUCCAACUGA